Messenger RNA from Eriocheir sinensis (Chinese mitten crab), 1622 nucleotides. Its product is annotated as chitinase domain-containing protein 1-like. Gene Ontology annotation, cellular component: extracellular region. The record is from RefSeq and is a predicted model, not a curated record. Gene Ontology annotation, biological process: carbohydrate metabolic process. Lineage: Eukaryota; Metazoa; Arthropoda; Malacostraca; Decapoda; Varunidae. Gene Ontology annotation, molecular function: chitin binding; oligosaccharide binding. The coding region runs from base 102 to 1265 and encodes 387 amino acids. The transcript is spliced from 9 exons.
ACACGUCCAGCCGGGUAUCAACAAACAUGGCCGCCAGAGCUUGUUAGGGGAGGCUGCGCUAGUCUUUAUAAGCCUUUUGUGCCCUAUUAAGCCACUCCACGAUGCUUCUGAGGCUGGGGAUUAUCUUGCACUUGCUCUGCCUCUCCUCCUGCACGUUAUCGAGGACUGACAAGAAGAAGAAAGCAGAAAAUAAGACAGCAGGGCAAGUGGACAAGUCUGUGGUUGAGCGCGGCCUGGUGAGUGAACAGCCAAAGUGGAAGGACAUAGUGGAGGGCCAUGGCAGCUUCCACCACAACACGGCACAGAGAGCGGUGCAGCACAUGACUCUUGCCUAUGUCACUCCUUGGAACAACCACGGCUACGAUGUGGUCAAGGUGUUUGGCGGGAAGUUCACCCACGUGUCGCCGGUGUGGCUGCAGCUGAGGUACAGCGCCGGCAACACCGCCAUCACCGGGGACCAUGACGUGGACCAGGGCUGGCUGGCGGAGGUCAAGAGGGCUGGGAAGAGUGCUGAUGUUAAGAUUGUUCCACGGCUUUUGUUUGACAGUUGGCAGCCAAGAGACUUCCGGGAACUGUACCUCUCUGAACCCAAACGCAACAGAGUCAUCAAUGAGAUCAUCAACAUGAUAAAGAUGCAUAAUUUUGACGGUAUUGUACUGGAAAUUUGGAGCCAGAUCCCGACCCAGCAGCUGCUCAACAUGUCUCCGGACUUCAUCAGGGAGUUGGGCCGCAGGAUCCGCAGCGCCGGCUACACCUUCAUCCUCGUCAUCCCUCCGGCAGUGUACCAAGGGAACUCGCCAGGAUCGUUCUUAGAGGAGCACUUCAGGUCGCUGGUGGAUGACGUGGACGCCUUCUCCCUCAUGACGUAUGAUUUUUCAAGCUUCCAGAAUCCCGGUCCAAACAGUCCUUUCUGGUGGAUGCGAGACUGCGUAGAGAAGCUGGUGCCGGAUGCUUCUUCACCCGAUCGCUCAAAGAUUCUCAUGGGCUUGAACUUAUAUGGCCUUGACUAUAGUGUGACUGGUGGCUCCCACAUCCUCAGACACCAGUACAUUGAUAUCCUUUCAACUUACAAGCCAAAGUUCAGUUAUGAUGAUGUCUCUAAGGAGCAUUUCUUUGAGUACAAAGCUAAAACAGGCCGCCACGUUGCCUUCUACCCAACGCUGCACUCCAUCGCCCUGCGAGUACAGCUGGCAAAUGACCUCGGCACUGGCAUCUCCUUGUGGGAAGUUGGUCAAGGCCUCGACUACUUCUAUGAUCUUCUAUGAGUGAUUUUUCUUGUCUUGUUUUGAAGGGAGGUUUAUGUGUGUGGGGGGGGAGGUAUGUAUUGAUUGAUGCUGCUCCUCAGCCUGUUUGAAAGUUUUUUUUUUAUUUAUUUAUUUAUUUAUUUAUUUUUUUUACUAAGCAUACCCUUUGCUUUGGCUAUAUUUAAAAGACUAACUCAAUUUAGUGAGUGUUUUCCAGCAAAUUUUCCAGCUCAAGAAAAUAUUAGAGAAAGAAAAGUAAUCUUUCAGCAGUGUGGUUCCUUUGUGUGUUGAGAUGCAAUGACUUGAUGCUUAUAAGCCAGACUGAAGCACGUGCUCAGCGUGUGUGUGUAGCAGACUGCAUUCUUAAGACUCCUUAAU